This is a messenger RNA of Puntigrus tetrazona (Sumatra barb), 4043 nucleotides long. Its product is annotated as protein sel-1 homolog 3-like. The transcript has 23 exons. The coding region runs from base 333 to 3506 and encodes 1057 amino acids. NCBI's taxonomy places the organism in Eukaryota, Metazoa, Chordata, Actinopteri, Cypriniformes, Cyprinidae. The record is from RefSeq and is a predicted model, not a curated record. Gene Ontology annotation, molecular function: protein binding.
AAAUAUAACCGAUGGACGAAGCGUGUUUCUGUCGCUCAACAGAAAAAGGGAAACCGUUCUGAAUGCCCAUAGCGUUCCGUCGCGUCGCGUCGCUGCAGAGCAGAUGAGGCGAGUCCAAGCAUUAUGAGUGUGUGUGUGUGUGUGUGUGUGUGUGUGUGUGGCGUAUACAGUGACACUCAAACACACCUGUCAUUCCCACACACGGAAGAGAGCGCGAUACGCGAUGAAGCAUGUCGUGACAGCAAGCGCUCGAGCUUAUCGUUCCACGCAUCUGUAAACGUUGCGUUCGAUCGCUUCACGACAUCCCGCGUCGCGUUCAUUCCACAGCGAAGAUGAGAGCUGUGUGGCGUUUCGUCUGCGCAGCUUUCAUGCUCUCGCCGGUUUGGUGUGAGUCUCCUGAUUCUGAUGGAGACUUUGUGCAGUUUGGACAUGCUCCUGACGGAGUCAUUGACAAAUGUGAUGUAGAGGUGCAGUAUAAUUGCUCUGCUGCCUGUCGAAUCGGGGUAGAAAUAGUUAUAACUACCCCAAGAAGGACAGGCGUGGUCGUCUACAGAAGGACUUGGGCUAACCGUGAGAAUUUUGGAAAACCCAGAUCCAGAACGUUUAAUCUAGUGUUUCCACCAGCGGUGCUGUACAGGAGAGACUUUUUUGUCAGGCGACCACUGGAGACGUGCAGUGUGGUGCUGAGGGCCUGGACGGUUCAUCUAGUUGAAAAGGAAAUCGGUGGCAACCGUGAAAAAGGAUACGAGCAAUCUCUUGUGAGAACUUCUACGUCUUUGAGGACGCUUCCACUCGCUGAGCGUCCAGCAUACCCCCAGACAAGUUCGGUCUCAUGGGGCGCGUGGCUGAUGUGGCAGCUGACCAAAGAUACCGUGAGAAAAUGUCCACAAGAAUCAGACAUUGUGGAUAUCCUGACCUUUCCAUUCGCAAGCACUGGUGAGAGGUUUGGUGUCAUACACACGUUCUCACCCUUUAGAAACAGAGAUCUAGAAUGGAGACGUAUCCUCGCUUUCAAACAACCAAGGGUGACUCUGUCCGUGUGGCUGUACUUGCUGAGCAGGUGCAGCCAGUCAGUGUGUGGCAUUGUCAAGCAUGUUAAUGAACACAGGAGCUAUGGGAGUCCACUUAUUAUGCUGUCUGAUACAGGUGAUAUAGUGGUGCAGGUGCAAAUGGCGGAUGGAGAGGAGCAGGCAUUUACCGCGCACGCUGCUUUACCCCUACAUACCUGGAUCCGUCUGGACAUCUUCUUUCAGCUGUCAAAGGCAAAACUCACAAUUACAAAGACGUUACCCGGAGAAGAGACUUUGGAGACCACUCAUUUUUUUGAUUUUCGGCAGGCCAUUCAAUUCAAUGACACGUCAGGAUAUUUCGUGAUUGGUGGAUGCAGCUACAUGCAGGGCUUUCAUGGCUAUAUCGGACCAAUCAGAUACUCUCGUUUAGGCUCAGAAAACGUGACAAACCCCCUGUCCCCCGCGAGGACGCUAAAGAAGCUAGACAGAGUCCACAGACACUGUGAGGAAAUGAGACAUGUUACUGAAGACUAUCUGCAAGCUUUGAGACAGAACCGAGACAUCUCUAGAGAAGUUUGUGAGUCUUAUUAUGGCGGCCUUAAGAGGAAGUUUGGUCAUAGGGAAUGUACACAAACCUGGUCGUGGGACCAGCAAAGGAGAUUCAACCUUACCCUGAGGCUUUUAGAAGAACACCACGAUCUCAUAAAAGGUCUGGGCAACAGCAGCACACAGUUACUAGGUCGAGUGAUUUUCCAGGAUGCUGUGAAGACGAUAUCUAAAGCAGAGGAAUCUGAUGGCAGCCUGGAUGUCAUGUCCAGUGUUAUUGAGCAGCUUCGGGUGUCCUCCUGCUGGGGUCACCAGCACUCCUCUCUCCUGCUCGCCACCCUGCUCCUGGCUGGCCUGGGCGUCCCGAUGGACCUGGAACAGGGUCAUGUGUAUAGUUUGAUAGGAGGCGUCUCCGAUGACCGUCUCGCUCUGAUGCAUUUGGGAUACAAGCACAUGCAGGGUCUGGACGGUUUCCCUAAAGACCAGAACACAGCAUACGGCUACUACGCCAACAUCGGCAAACAGACCAGCAUUGACCGCGAUAAAGUACAAGACUCUUGGCAAACUCUUACAGAACACAUUCAUUUAAACAAUGACGACGAGCUCCACACGCAAACGGGCGAGCUGGGCGACAUUGCGCAGUAUUUGAAACACCAGGCUGACAGAGGAGAUGUAGAGUCUCAGAAAUCUCUGGCCAGGAUGCUUCUGUGGGGCAGUAACGGGAUGAAGAAAGACAUCCGAGCAGCAGUCAUGUGGUACGCCAGAAGCGCCCAGCAGAUGGUCGAUCCCAUCGCCAUGUACGACUACGCCAUUCUCCUCCUGAAGGGCAUAGGAGUGAAGAAGAACCGGACGUUUGGUCUCGAGCUUCUGAAGAAAGCCGCCGACAUGGGUUCGGUAGAAGCUCUGAAUGGCCUCGGAUGGUACUACAGUACCAUAGUCAAGGACGGAAGAAAGGCCUUUCGAUACUUUGAGCUGGCGGCUCAGAACGGCAGUCGUGAUGGACUCUUCAAUUUGGGCAUCUACCAUUUAAAUGGUGACAAUCCUGACAAACCAGAAAAGAAUGAGACCGCUGCGUUCUACUACUUCUUGGAUGCGGCUGAGUUGGGUCACAUGGACGGCGCCGUGCAGUCAGCGUUGUUUCUCUCCACUGGAUCUACACAAGGAGUGCCGAGAGAGCCAAAUAAAGCUGUGCUGCUGUUGAAGCAAGUCAGUGAGAUGAAUGGACACCUGGGUUUCAUGGUUAAAGAAGCACUUCAGACUUAUCAAGGAGGAUCAUGGAAUGAAGCGUUGGUGAAAUAUGCCAUGCUAGCAGAAACUGGUCUGGGUGUGGCACAGCACAACGCCGCCCAUCUGUGUGAGCUGUUAUAUCACGGUUCUGCCUGUCAGUGGAGGUACCACAACUACUCCACCUACAACCACAUCCCUCAGGAAGCUGGCUUAUUGCGGAUGGGAGAUUAUUACAGUGAACUAGCUGAUAUGGUGAAGGCCAUAGACAUGUACAGUACUGCAGCAGUGCAUGGCAGCGCUCAGGGCCUCUUUAAUCUGGCCACAUUAAUUGAAGACGGUUAUGAAGUUCCUGACAUUAUUCGGGAUCAGAUGGGACUCUCAGAUGCACACAGUGUGAGCCGGAGCGAUGUGGUGGCAGAUCUAAUAUCCAGGUGCUGGGAGUUGGAGGAGGGAGACGUGACCCCGUGUUCUCUAGUGCUCUGGAGGAUGGAGCUGAGGAGAGCGUGGAGAGACUUCACACACAGCUCUGUUCAUCUGCCUCUGGCCUGCGGGAUCUUCGCCGCGCUCGCAGCCUUUGCAUUCGCUGUGCUGUUACGAACCCUUCUGGGUCGCUCUGCGCUUUACCUGUCCACUAGUCAGUCACCAGACAGACACGGGACACCUGAAGCUGAGGGCCCGGAACAGGAACUCAUCGCCAUUCGGCGCAGGAAGCGUCUGAUUUAAUCGUGACAGUGACUGGAGUCUGCGCAUGCGUGCUCUUCGUCACGUUCAUUUCCCAUCUGCUUUGAAAAGAGCGUAAGACUAUGCGUCCGUCAAGAGCUCGCUUUAUCUCAGCGUACUGCAGGAGAACUGAACCAGUGUAAAUACACCUUAAGGCAGUGUUCACACCUGGCGUUUUUUCUGACACGAAAGUGUUUUUUAUGGAAAAUAAUACGCUGUUACAAAAAAGCAGCCGAGAGCGUUUGUUGCUAUAGCAACGGCAGCCUAGCGCGGCGUGCGGCAGAAAUGUCGUGAAAGCGUGGAAAGUUGUAGUUUUUUUCAGCCCGAAAAGACUCUCUUAGCUGCAUAAAAAAAGUCCAGCGGAUUCGUUUUAAAAAGCGCUGAUUACUUUUUGAAGACACGUUAACUUCCUAGGACUCUUAAUUCAGAAAAGACGCUAAGUGUGAACGUAGCCUUCGGAUGAAUUCAUGAACAAAGUGGCCGGUAACCUGUGUUGAUUCAUCUACUUUUUCUAGGUGAAAUAAAGUUUGAACACUGGAA